GGCAGGUGAAGAUUAAUAAACUUCUUAUGUCUGCCUCACCUUAUCCGAAGGUUACCAAAUUUUUUCUGUGCAUUGAUUUAAGGAUUGGAGUGCUAUGUUAUAUCUCAUUUGAGAUGAUGUUGUGGUUGUUCUUAUCAUACGCAGCUAUUGAUAAUGAAUUUGAAUUCUUCCGCAAUUACGACUUGUAUAAGUUUGAAGAGCACAUCGAAGACAAUUGGUAUUACGAAUUGAUUUUUGGGCUGCCAGAAGAAGAAGAUUACGAUUACGAAUAUGGACUUGAAUCUGUUGUUGACGAUUCUGAUGGCAUAGAUAUUGAAUAUCGGUUUCAAAGCUUAACAGUUAAUGGAAUAUUAAUGUUGAUUUUUAUUGCAUAUUCGAUUCUUUCAUUUGUUUAUACUAUUGGAAUUGGAACGAAAAACACAAAUCUCUUCAUUCCAUAUUUUCUAUUUGAUAUUUACAUCAUUUGGAUAAGUUUCAUCAUGAUAAUCGGAGGAUUAUUUGAGUUGAACUUCGUUCUCAUUAGAAACUGUUCAAUAUUUGCUUCGGUGAAAAUUUAUCCAGCAAUUUGUAAUUAUUCGCUGUUUCGGAAGCUCGGUGGAAAGUUUGAAUUCACACGCGAGGUUCCAUCGCCGAUUGGUCCCAACAUAGACUUUGAAAGCAGAAGAAGAUCGUCUGAUAUAAAGAAAAAACGAAGGAAAGACGGAGAAGAUUUUGAAAUGGAAACACUCCAAACAGUUCAAAUACAUCGUAAAAACUCGAAAUCACCACGAAGAAAUUCUUUUAGAAAAGAAGUCGAUUUAAUGAAUAGUUUUACAUUAGUUUGAUUGUAGGAAUACGAAAAAAAAGUCCAACAAUUAAUUUCAUGACACAAUCAUCUCCAAAGAUCAACAAAUUAAUUAAUUAGCACUCGACAUCCCAAUAAUGAAAAUUGUUAAAGACUUAAAAAAGAUUUUAGUUAGAAGUUAGUUUCGAAUGAGUUACUUUAGUUAAUAUUUAUGUAGAAUUUUUCUUAAUUAGUUUUUUAAGAAAGUGUAACACUUGACAUGACUUUUAUUUAAAUAUUUGUAAAUUUGUGUAAAUUAAAUAAAUUUUGAUUUAUUGAUGAUGAAACUUUCAAUCAUUCAUUCUUAUCAUGUCAACAUUUUACUUUGAUUAUCGUUUUGUUUGACGAAUCUUAAAAGUCUGAGAACUGUUGAUGGUGUCACUCCUUGAAUUCUUGUUGCAGCUGCAAUUGUUUGAGGUUGAAUCAUAAUUAACUUUUCUCGUUCUUCAAAUGAUAAGCAAAGAGAUGCCGAUAAAUAAUCAAUAUUUCUGGGAAUCUUCAUUUCUUCAUCACGACGAAUCUCAACAACUUCCUUCGCUUGUUCGUUCACAACUCUUUCAUAAAUUGCUUCAAUUUUAACUCGAUUACAAAGAUCAGAAUCAUUUCGAAUCCACCCAAGAUUAGGAAGAUCAAGAUUGCAGAUGUCUUCAACACUUGGUGGACCAGCUAACGAUAUAAACUCAAAAGCG
Messenger RNA from Clunio marinus, 1512 nucleotides. The record is from the annotation of a GenBank genome assembly. Lineage: Eukaryota; Metazoa; Arthropoda; Insecta; Diptera; Chironomidae.